Melampsora larici-populina 98AG31 is the source of this 945-nucleotide messenger RNA. RefSeq lists its product as uncharacterized. The record is from RefSeq and is a predicted model, not a curated record. Gene Ontology annotation, molecular function: phosphatidic acid transfer activity. Gene Ontology annotation, cellular component: mitochondrial intermembrane space. NCBI's taxonomy places the organism in Eukaryota, Fungi, Basidiomycota, Pucciniomycetes, Pucciniales, Melampsoraceae. Gene Ontology annotation, biological process: phospholipid transport. The transcript has 4 exons. The coding region runs from base 1 to 945 and encodes 314 amino acids.
AUGGUACUUCAUCAUAUCGAUCAUUCUAUCAUCCCUCACCCAUUCACUCAAGUUUGCCAAGCUUAUACUCUAAGAUACCCAAACCCAUUUUCACCACACGUAAUCACAUCAGAUGUGUUAAAACGAGAGUGGGAUCCAGAAAAUCGAAUUUUAUAUACGACUCGAUUACUUCUAAAAAGAGGUACAUUACCUUCUUGGGCACCGCGUGGAAUUAUUGAAAAAUCUGAAACUUGGGUCUUGGAAGAAUCUCAAUUAGAUGUCUUGGAAGGAAAAUUAGAUGUUUCUAGUAGGAAUUUAGAUCAUCGUAAAGUUAUUGAAGUUAUUGAAACACUUGAAGUUCGUACUCGAGGUGAGGUAUCUCAUGCCACUACAUCAGCUCAAGUAACUUCAUCGUGGGGUUUCCAUAUGCUUCGGAAUCGGAUCGAACAUUAUGGCGUUAGCCGAUUUCAGCGUCAAACAAAGAAUGCUCGACUUGGCUUAGAAAUGACGAUCCAAAUCCUUCAACCGAAUUCAAGUUUACGUGAUCGACUUUUAAAUGGUGAAAAACUAAAUUAUCCAGCGAUCACUCCGUCUUCUGCUGUUGCUGCAAGACUUCACGCUCUACGGAAUCGAGCCAAAGAGAAUAAAGAACGAAUUAGUGCAUUGAUCCGUACCGGUGCUGGUUUACCGAUCCAGAGUCAUGACGCUAUGUCAAAGGAAGAAGAAGCUGAACUCAAGGAACUUGAACAUGCAUAUGGGCUUGCUUCUGAAGUGGUUGAUGAAACAUUAACUAACUCUGCAACACCUAGUUUGAAUCCUGGUUCGAUACCACACCCAUUGGAUCCACCUAGACGACGCUGGUUUUGGUGGUGUAGAUGGCGGUUAGGUGGAUCAGAUGAAAAAUCCGUCGAACCCGCUGAUUCUGCAUCAAAUCAAGAUAUCAAUAAAACCGAUGGAUCUAAUUGA